AUGAAGUCUUUCGCUCUGCUAACAGCCUCUGCGCUGUUGGGCAGCGCCUCUGCGGAGGUCCACAAGCUCAAGCUCAACAAGGUCCCCUUGAACGAGCAGCUCGAAACUGCCAACUUCCCUGCCCAGCUUCAGGCCCUCGGUCAGAAAUACAUGGGCCACCGUCCAUCCUCCAGCGAGAAUGACUUCCAAGACACCUCUUACAAGCCUACUGCGGGUCACGAUGUCCUGGUCGACAACUUCUUGAACGCCCAGUGUAAGCUCCGUCGAUCAUUUUGCCACCCUUUACUUGUCACUAAUCUCAUUGAUUUAGACUUCUCCGAGAUCACCCUUGGUACACCACCCCAGACCUUCAAGGUUGUCCUCGACACCGGUAGCUCUAACUUGUGGGUCCCCUCUUCUGAGUGUACCUCCAUCGCUUGCUUCCUCCACAGCAAGUAUGACUCCUCGUCUUCGAGCACUUACCAGAAGAAUGGCUCUGAGUUUGCCAUCAAGUACGGCUCUGGCAGCCUGAGUGGCUUUGUCUCACGAGACACCCUCUCUAUUGGUGACCUGACCAUCAAGAACCAGGACUUCGCUGAGGCUACCAGCGAGCCCGGCCUUGCUUUCGCUUUCGGCCGUUUCGACGGUAUUCUGGGUCUUGCCUAUGACACCAUCUCUGUCAACAAGAUUAAGCUUCUGGAUGAGCCUGUUUUCGCCUUCUACCUGGGCAACGCCGACAAGGAGGGCGAUAACUCUGAGGCCACCUUUGGUGGUGUUGACAAGAGUCACUACACUGGUGAACUCGUCAAGAUCCCUCUCCGCCGUAAGGCCUACUGGGAGGUGGACUUGGACUCCAUUACCUUCGGCACCGAGACUGCUUCUCUCGACAACACCGGUGUUAUCCUUGACACCGGUACUUCCCUCAUUGCUCUUCCCUCCACCCUCUCUGAGCUUCUGAACAAGGAGAUCGGUGCUACCAAGGGCUUUACUGGCCAGUACUCCGUGGAAUGUGAGAAGCGUGACUCCCUUCCCGACCUGACCUUCACCCUGAGCGGUCACAACUUCACCAUUGGCCCCUACGACUACAUUCUGGAGGUCCAGGGCUCCUGCAUCAGCUCUUUCAUGGGCAUGGACUUCCCCGAGCCCAUGGGUCCUCUGGCCAUCUUGGGUGACGCGUUCCUGCGUAGCUGGUACUCUGUCUACGAUCUCGGCAACAGCGAGGUCGGCCUGGCCAAAGCCAAGUAA
This is a messenger RNA of Penicillium chermesinum, 1224 nucleotides long. RefSeq lists its product as uncharacterized. Bases 1 to 1224 code for a protein of 407 amino acids. Gene Ontology annotation, biological process: proteolysis. The record is from RefSeq and is a predicted model, not a curated record. Lineage: Eukaryota; Fungi; Ascomycota; Eurotiomycetes; Eurotiales; Aspergillaceae. Gene Ontology annotation, cellular component: fungal-type vacuole. The transcript has 4 exons. Gene Ontology annotation, molecular function: aspartic-type endopeptidase activity.